Molecule: messenger RNA, 2989 nt
Organism: Anolis carolinensis (green anole)
Lineage: Eukaryota; Metazoa; Chordata; Lepidosauria; Squamata; Anolidae
Gene: nfkbie
Product: NFKB inhibitor epsilon
Exons: 6
Coding region: 149-1252 (367 amino acids)
Biological process (GO): cellular response to tumor necrosis factor
Cellular component (GO): cytosol
Molecular function (GO): NF-kappaB binding
Source: RefSeq, a predicted model, not a curated record
AGGCGGGGCUUGGUGCGACCUGGGCGGGGCCUGCUGUCUCCGGUUCGGAGGACCUGCUGCUCCGGCGGUUCCUUCUCGACCUGGGCAUGCGGCGCCUUCCUGCCUCCUUCCCCGGGCCUUUCCUCCUCUGAGCGCCUUCCCCGCCGCUAUGGCGUCGUCGAGGGGCGAGAGGGAGGCGCGGGCGGCGGGCUCCUGCUCCUCGCUGGAGGAUGGGCAGUGCGACUCGGGCCUGGGCUCGCUGCGCUCCUUGCAGGGCCCGCUGGGCGAGGACCAGGGCCAGAGCCAGCCCCUUUCCCCGGCUCCCCGCGGGCCCUCACCGGGCAAGGAGGCUCCCACCGAAGCCGACGAGAGGCUGGACUCCAGCUACGGCUCUGCUUCUUUAGUCGAGGCCUUGGCGGCCCUGGAGGAGGUCCCCAAAGAGGAGGAGGAGGAGGAGGCAGAAGAAGAAGAAGGAGAACGCCUCAGACAGCAGCUGCUGGAGACCUUCGCCUUCGUCUCAGAAGAAGGAGAUACGUUGCUGCACUUAGCAAUCAUCCACUGUGUGCCCUAUAUAGCACUCUGCUGCAUCGCUGAAUUGCCUGUUGAGGCUUUGGAGAUUCAGAAUGACUUAUUCCAGACUCCACUUCAUUUGUCUGUGUACCUUGAGCAGUCCUUGGUGGUCCAAGCAUUAGUCCUGAAAGGGGUGAACACAGCCUUGCAGGACCGCAGUGGAAACACCCCACUGCACUUGGCCUGUGAGCAGCAAAGUCUGGAGUGCACUCAGAUGCUGCUGAUUCAGGAACCAACCACUGACAAUAACAGGGUGGCAAGGAAUUCUCUGCAGGACCUGCAGCUUCAAAACUGGCAAGGGUUGACUUGCCUACACAUCAGCACCUUGAAAGGAAACCUGCAACUGAUGACACUGCUGGUGAAGAAUGGAGCUGACAUUAAUGUUCAGGAUGGCACAAGUGGGAAAACACCCCUGCACCUGGCAGUGGAGAACCAUGAUGAGAUAGCCGUGAAGCACCUCCUGCAAAUGGGAGCCCAGGUGGAUGCUCAGAUGUACAAUGGUUGCACUCCGCUGCAUCUUGCUGUGGGCAGGAAGGAUACUACAAUUGCUGCCGUUCUCUGCCAUUCGGGAGCUGACACCUUGCUGCGGAACAUGGAAGAUGAGACAGCCCAGGACCUGGCUGAUGGCAAUGAUGAUAUCCUAACACUUUUGCCUUUUGAUGACCUGAAGAUCUCAGGGAAGCCUGUGGUGUGCUCCAGUUAAGCAUCCCAAGAGUUUGAAGGUUGAUAGUUAAUCGUAUGGAAGGUGGACCACAAUUCACUUCCUUCCUGUUAACAAGAGCAGAACUGGACUGCUAGUAAACAGUUCCCUUUGCUUCAGAAAGCAAGCCUCUGUACUUCUUCAGACAAUUUUGAAAAGUAUACAGAACUGUGAGAGCUCAUGCAAGGGAAAGCUGCUCUCUUGGGUUUAAUCCCUGGAUAGUCACAUGGAUGAGUUUCGUUUUUGAAGGACUAAAGACUGGUGUACAUUUGUUAUGCUUGCAUCGUGUCCUAAUUAUGAGAAACAGAAGUCUUAAGAGGAUGACUAUUUUUUUCUGACUAUGCAGUGAAUAGAGGCAAGCAUAACCCUCAUUCUUCUCCCUCUCUCUGUAUCCCAGCUUAAGCCAAUGAUGGAAAUCUGCCAGAAGGGGUUGUCUUGUCUUUCAUAUUUUUGUUUUGAACAUACUUUUUCUCUACCCAUUUUUCUGACCUAACUGCUGUUGCUUAGGCCUUGGGUGUUUCCUUCAGUGGUUCAUGCUAAGGCUGCAUUGCUAGCCAGGCUUCUAGAUGCAAUGUCCAAAUUCAGAAUAGCUCCAACUCUCAUGUGUUGCCUCCUGUGGAGGAAAACCCUCACAAACUGAAUUACAGGACUAGAAAUUGUCCUCAUUUCCACGCUGCCUCUGGGACAGACAUAAGCUAUGGGAAUAAGUAUGAUCUCAGGAGUCUCUCAUAUGAGAAAACAGAUAGUGUUCUUCAGGUGAGACCCAAGGAAGGUCCUGUUUUGCUUGAGUACUGUUCAGGUUUUCUAGUUGUGCUGCACAGGAAAAUUCUAACUUAUUGAAAUCCUGUCUUUUAAAUACUGCGCUUCCCUCAGGCACAUGUAACUGAAGGUAACAUUCAGGAAGAGAAGGGAAAUGGCAGGGGCUGUCCCUCUUCAACAGAGCAACAGGGCUUAGAACAUGCUAUUUUGUACCUUGCUCUUGUUCAUCUUGAACAUAAGGAUACAGCAGAUGUAUGACAAAACACAGGGUUUGUGUUACCAUGGAUGACAGAAACAUUUUAUAGGAACUACUUGCUAGAUCUCAACUCUUUGCCAUUAGAGUUUUUACUUUAGGGUUUAAACUGUUGACCGCAGUCACUGGGUGGUCAGGUUUUGUAAUCACCUGUCAAGAGAUAACUACAAAAAAAACAUGUUUUGGAAAUAAUAUGGGGACUCAGAAUUGUGAUGUUUCCAUAUACAUGGGGGUAUUUUCCCUGUUGGUGGUUAUUGAAUUCCAUCAGGGCAGGAGGAGGGGAUAAAGCCUUUCUACAGCUGAUGAGGUGCUUUUAGGUCAUUGAAUGAUAGGAAUGAAAGUUGCUUACAUGUAAACCUUGCUCCAAAGGGGGGGAGGGGGAUUCCCAGUUCCCUCCCUUCCUUCAUUUGCUGCCUUGGAGCGGCCCUUUGUAAUGUGGCAAGUCCCAGAUGGCGCAAUCAGUUGGGAUGUCAUAAGCAUAGCUUUCCUUCUGUCCUUCCUCCUUAAUUUCGAUCCUUCAUUACUUCUUUCCUUCUCUGUCUGUAAGAGACAAAACUAGAAGCAGCAGCAGCUUUACAUAAAAUUGUCCACCAAAUGUUUGCCUUUUUUUGUAUCAUGCUCUAGCUUUAAACUUUUGCUUCUCUGUUCUCCCCUCUUAGUCAUCCCCCCAGAUUUUAAAUUUUCUUUCUCAAAACCAAAAUAAAGUUCUUAAACUGUAAAAAAUCUGA